CCUGGCCCUUCCACUGCAGUGACUACAAAUAUCUCCUCUCUGCACGGGACAGAGAACUAGACAAAACAGGAGAAGCCACCAAGCCUGCCCCAGUGGUCUCACUUCUCCAUGACAGGACUACAUGGGUACUCUGCUCCAGACGUGCAUCGCGUCCGAAUCAUCGUGAUGCCAAUCCCGCUGCUCUGCUGGCUCCUGCUGUGUCCCGCGGAUGCCAGGCCACACCCAGAGCCAACCGGUCCCUCUACAAUGCUCUCUCCCUCGGCGUCCUCACACCCCUUGUCCUGCAGGGCUCUACUCCCAAAGUCCCUGCCUGGCUUCUCUCAUCUCCCGCCUCUCCCCCAGUUCCUGGUCGGCCUGGCUCUGAGAAACGCUCUGGAGGAAGCUGGCUGCCAGGCUGAUGUCUGGGCUCUGCAGCUUCAGCUGUACCGACUGGGAGGUGUGGAGGCUACCCAGACCCUCAUCCACCAUCUUCAAGAGCUCCAGAAAGGUGGACACGCGGACCGGCAAGUGUCAAUGGACGCCCUGACCUCCGCUCUGCAGCGCUCAGCCUGGGAGCAGCCAUGUCCAAACAGGGUCCGUCGCUGGCUUUCUUACUCCGACUGUGACAACGAGGAGGAGCAGAGCGUGCACGACGUGGUCGAGCAGCUGCCGGCAGUGGGGGCCUACUACAAUCUAGGCACAGCUUUGUAUUAUGCCUUCCAGAGUUGCUCUGACAAGGCCAAGGAGCGAGGCAAAGAUGGGGCCAUAGAUCUGGGGUAUGACCUUCUGAUGGCCAUGGCGGGUCUGUCAACGGGGCCAGCUGGGGUGGUCAUCAGUGCUGCUCUUAAGCCAGCAAUGAAGGCUGGGGUUCAGCAGAUGAUCCAAUAUUAUUAUGGUGAGAAAGAGGUGAGCGUCCCUUAGCCAGAGACCAGGAAGGAUGGACCCUCACACGACCUGGAGGAAACAGCCGUGGCCAGUUUUGUGUCAGAAGCUGAAAGUCCAUCUUCCUACUGGGGGCCAACCUUAGUCAAGAAUUAUGGUGUCUUAGCAUACGAGAGAUCGUAGUAGAGCAAAUUCUGGCAAGAGAAGGAUGGAUGGAUGGGUGUGGGGUCCUGUCAUCACUUGCCGGUCAUUUCUUUCUUGAAACUCAGCUUUUACAUUCCUAAUGAGGGACUAGUGAGUUUUCACCUGAGCAAGUGGUUUUAGAAAUAAUUAAAAACUGAUAGCCUGAA
Molecule: messenger RNA, 1211 nt
Organism: Alexandromys fortis (reed vole)
Lineage: Eukaryota; Metazoa; Chordata; Mammalia; Rodentia; Cricetidae
Gene: Apof
Product: apolipoprotein F
Exons: 2
Biological process (GO): cholesterol metabolic process
Source: RefSeq, a predicted model, not a curated record